GUGCACAUGCAGUUUUGCAUGCCUUGCAGAGCAUUAAUGUAACAUUACAGCAUUGUACCGAAAUAGAAGUGAAUGGGUGCCGUUGUGCGCUCCAGCGGAAUAAGUUGUGCCGGACGGUUUUGUGAUAUUGGCAAGAUGAUUAGCGCGAACGAGGAUUUCACCAUCGCCAGCUGCGAUCGGUGCCCGCGUAUGGUGGCAUUCGGGAACAUUCUGCUGGAUAUAAGUGUGGAGCUGGAGGAUGGUAAAAUACUCGAAGAAUUCGAUCUGAAACCCGAUGAUCAGAGGGAAAUUCCUGCCGAAAAACUUGCUGCCCUUGUCUCCGUUGCCGUAGAAACAUGCGGUAAUCCUAUCUACAAUCCUGGCGGUUCGGCUCUGAACACGUGUCGCAUUUUACGCGCCCUUGGCGAAAAAAAUAUAAUUUUUUGUGGUGCGGUUGGCAUCGACGAGAAUGGACAAAUACUGCAGCAGAUACUUAAAGACUCCGCAUUAAACACAUGCAUUCAAACGUUGCCCGAUCAAAUAACUGGGACGUGCAUGUGCCUCAUCAGUGGUGAUAAGCGAAGUUUAAACGCAAACAUUGGAGCAUCGUUACAUUUCAAGAAGGAAUUCGUGAGUUCCCGGUGGUGCCAGUCGAAGAUUGGCGUUUGCAAAUCUGCCGCACAUACCAACAUCGACGAAGACAUUCGAAUUUUCUACAUAGAAGGGUACUUUGUGCCGGAGAAGUUUCACAUCUGUUGCUAUAUAUACGAUCAUUACUGCAAGGGGACGGCAAACUUGCUCGUAACGAACCUGAAUGCAUCCUACAUACUGCAACAGUUUACUGUAGAAAUGCGCUUUCUCGUGGAGAACGCAGAUCUGGUGUUCGGCAAUUUAGCCGAAUUCAUCGCACUGGCGGAGAUUUACAAAUGCAGCGAUGUGGACGAGUUGGCGCGGCUGUUAAUCAAGCAGUAUCGAAAGCAGAAUCGCAGCAAAAUCCUCAUCGCAACCGAUGGCUGCCGGAGCGUUCGGUUUUACCACGGAGCAGGUUCGAAGUUCAGUGCGGAAAGUUUCCCAGUGCCGGUCAUACCGGUAAACACCGUCGUCGAUACGACCGGUGCAGGUGACUCGUUUGUGGCCGGAUUUUUGUACAAAUUUAUGAACGACGAAAGUCCUACGCUAGUAGAAUGCAUUCGGUAUGGAUGUAAAGUGGCCGGUAAAGUGAUACGACAGGUUGGGUGCAACUUGCCAUCAAACGUACCGUCUUCACCCACGGUUCCGACGACUGCUCUCGAAGGAAAGAUUCCUUAGAUUUCAAUGCUUUUGGCAGAAUAAGUUCCUUUUGCUUCUAUUAUGUUACGCAAUAGAUUGGUCUAGGUGCUUGCUCGAUGGUGAUCAUGAUCUUAUUACAGUAGUAUGGUUAAGGGAAAUAGUUGUAAAGUGUUGUUAGCUGUCAAUAUUUAUGAAUGCACAUAAACUUGUAUCACAAU
Messenger RNA from Anopheles coustani, 1466 nucleotides. It is a transcript of the gene Adk3, whose product is annotated as adenosine kinase. Bases 73 to 1287 code for a protein of 404 amino acids. NCBI's taxonomy places the organism in Eukaryota, Metazoa, Arthropoda, Insecta, Diptera, Culicidae. Gene Ontology annotation, molecular function: adenosine kinase activity. Gene Ontology annotation, cellular component: nucleus; cytosol. Gene Ontology annotation, biological process: purine ribonucleoside salvage. The record is from RefSeq and is a predicted model, not a curated record. The transcript has 4 exons.